Molecule: messenger RNA, 960 nt
Organism: Melospiza georgiana
Lineage: Eukaryota; Metazoa; Chordata; Aves; Passeriformes; Passerellidae
Product: olfactory receptor 14A16-like
Exons: 4
Coding region: 1-960 (319 amino acids)
Biological process (GO): G protein-coupled receptor signaling pathway
Cellular component (GO): membrane
Molecular function (GO): G protein-coupled receptor activity; olfactory receptor activity
Source: RefSeq, a predicted model, not a curated record
AUGCACAAUUCCCUCUGGGACACGAGGGACAUCUCCUACUCAGGAUGUGCUGCUCAGGUCUUCCUGAUUUUCUUCUUCAUCUCAGCAGAGCUUUGCCUCCUGACCAUCAUGUGCUAUGACCGCUACGUGUCCAUCUGCAAACCCCUGCACUACGGGACCGUCCUGGGCAGCAGAGCUUGUGCCCACAUGGCAGCAGCUGCCUGGGCCAGUGCCUUUCUCAAUGCUCUCAUGCACAUAGCCAAUACAUUUUCCCUGCCCCUGUGCCAUGGCAAUGCCCUGGACCAGUUCUUCAGUGAAAUCCCCCAGAUCCUCAAGCUCUCUUGCUCACAGUCCAACUUCAGGGAACUUGGGCUAAUUGCUGUUAGUGUGUGUUUAGCUUUUGGCUGUUUUGUGUUCAUUGUUUUCUCCUAUGUGCAGAUCUUCAGGGCUGUGCUGAGGAUCCCCUCUGACCAGGGACGGCACAAAGCCUUUUCCACCUGCCUCCCUCACCUGGCUGUGGUCACCCUGUUCAUCAGCACUUCAUUUUUUACAUACCUGAAGCCCCCCUCCAUGUCCUCCCCAUCCCUGGAUCUGGCCCUGUCAGUUCUGUACUCGGUGGUGCCUCCAGCCCUGAACCCCCUCAUCUACAGCCUGAGGAACCAGGAGCUCAAGGCUGCACUGUGGAGACUGAUGACGGGAUGCUUCUGCCGAAGACAGUUCGUAGCAGAGCAGUCCGGAUCGGAAUCGGAAGGCGCCUCGGGAUCCUUCUCCCGUGACCUGCUGGACAGAGACGGGAGCCUUCGGACAGCUCUGACGACAGAUUCGCGCAACGCCGGGGGUGGCGGUCGCCCCGGCCGGCAGAAUAGCGGAGACGCGCGCGGCGGGCAAAACUCGCAAGAACCCGUGGGCAAAGUUGGCUCGAAUUGCGGGGCGGGCCCGGGUGCCGGCGGGGGCCGGCUGUACACACCGAUCGAGGUGUGA